CUCACAUGUGUCAGUGAACGAGGACAGGUCCAUUGGACGUCUCUUAGGUCACUAACACCCAAAGCAGCGAGUAGAGAUGCGUUUCCAGACUUUAACUGAGGCUUUAACUUGUCGGCGCUGAAGGUUAUUUUAAAUACCGAGGUUUGUUUUUAUUAUGAAUACGGUUCGUUUGAGCCUGAGGUGUUUGACGGUUGAGUUUGUGAAAGGCAGAGUUCUCCCCGCUGCUCGUUAUUCUCCAACUCUUUCGCAGUUUCUCCGAACAAUGGCGACUAACAGCGGCAGCAGUUAUGGUGACCGUAAUAACCCGGAGACGAGGCCGCAGCUGGGUCCGAAGAAAGGGAAGCAGAAGGAGCCGCUGAGGAGACUGAAAACCCGGGAGAACAGGAGCAAGCGAGGGGACGUUCACGGACCGUCCACCGUCUACGUGCAGGUGGUCGGUGCAGGGAGCAGAGACACCCCUGCGUCCCUUUAUGUUUUCUCCGAGUACAACAGGUACCUGUUCAACUGUGGGGAAGGAACACAGAGACUCAUGCAGGAACACAAACUGAGAGCUGCUCGUCUCGACAAUAUCUUCCUGACCAAACUGAGCUGGAAGAACGUAGGAGGUUUAUCAGGGAUGAUCUUGACUUUGAAGGACACCGGUGUCCCCGAGUGUGUCCUCUCUGGACCACCCCAGCUGGAGAACUAUGUGAAUGCCAUCAAGUCGUUCUCAGGACCACUGGAGGACAUCAAGCUGUCCGUUCGACCAUACACUGACGAGGCGCACUCAGACGAUACAAUGAUCGUUCAUCAAGUACCAGUGUUUGCUCAGUCGGCGGGGCCUGGCAGAAGGCUGUCCCCCAGGUCGAGCAGCCCCCCUCGGAGUCCUGGAUCUCCGAUGAAAGACGACAUGGACUCCAACAGCCGUGGAAGUGGUCCACGCAGUCCAGGUGAAAGACGUGCAACGAAUAGAGACACGUCUUUGGUGGUUGCCUUUAUAUGUAAGCUUCACCCAAAGAGAGGAAGCUUCUUGGUCCCUCAGGCCCGGGAGCUGGGACUGCCAGUAGGCACAGCAGCCAUCGGUCCGCUCAUCACCGCUCUGAAGUGUGGUCAAAGUAUCACAUAUGAAGGCAAAGAGAUCCGGCCUGAGCAGGUUUGCACUCCCACUGACCCCGGACCAAUCUUUAUCGUUGUUGAGUGUCCGUCUGACGAGUUUAUCAAAGGUGUUUGCACCAACCAACAACUGAGGAGACACCAGACGGGAGGGGCGGAGGACUCUGCUGCGCUGGUGGUUCACAUGACUCCAGAGUCUGUUUUGAAAACCGAUGAAUACAAAGAGUGGAUGGAAAGGUUUCCAUCCUCCACAGAACACAUGAUCCUGAAUGAGCAGGUCUCUACUGACCACAACAUCAGAAGUCACAAGAUUCAAGCUCAGCUGAACAUGAUUCACCCCGAGAUCUUUCCAGAACUCAGCUCUUCACAAACAAAGGAGCCUCAGGCCGCCCUGCAUGUCCCCAACGUCAGAGCCGAGUGCCUGCUCAAGUUCCAGCUCAGACCUGUAAUGGAGUGGCAAAGAGAUGCUAUCCCCUCCUGCAACGCUGAGGAGUUUGUGCAAGAGGCCUCCGAGGUCCCAAACUUUCUGGAAGAGGUGGAAAAGUGCAGGAAGAUUUGCUCCAUUGAUGCUGCUGAGCCUUCUGGACGAGGAGAGAAAUACCCAGAGGUGGUUUUCUUGGGAACAGGAUCUGCUCUUCCCAUGAAGAUCAGAAACGUCAGUGGCACCUUAGUAAAUAUCAGCCCGAGUCAGUCGAUCCUGUUGGACUGUGGAGAGGGAACCUUCGGUCAGCUCUGCAGACACUACGGGGAAGACGUGAACAAAGCGCUCUCCAAGAUUUCAACUGUCUUUAUCUCACACAUGCAUGCUGACCACCACACAGGGCUGCUGAAUCUGUUGUACCAGAAGGAAAGAGCAAUGAUGACUCUAGGAAAAGAGUUAAGCCCCAUUUACCUGAUUGCGCCAUCCCAGAUCAUGACUUGGCUCAACCAGUAUCAUGACUACUGCGAAGAAAUCCUCAGCCAUGUUAAUUUCGUCCCAAACAAGUUUCUAUGUGAUCGUGCUGAUCCUCCCACACAGCGGACAAGUUCACUCAUCAAAGCGUUCCUGAAAAAGAACGAUCUUCAGAAGUUCCAGACGUGCAUAGUGCGUCACUGUAAGAACGCCUUCGCCUGCAGCUUCACGCACAACUCCGGCUGGAAAUUGGCUUUCUCUGGUGACACCAUGCCCUGCGAUGGACUGGUUCACAUCGGAAGGAAUGCAACCCUGCUCAUACACGAGGCCACGCUGGAGGACGGAAUGGAAGAGGAGGCUGUGGAGAAGAGGCACAGUACGACCUCUCAGGCCAUCGGUAUCGGCAUGAAGAUGAACGCCAAGUUCAUCAUGCUGAACCACUUCAGCCAGCGUUAUGCUAAGAUCCCUCUCUUCAGCGAGGACUUUAACGACAGAGUGGGAAUAUCCUUCGACCACAUGAAAAUUCACUUUGGAGACUUUAAAAUCAUCCCCAGACUCAUUCCUGCACUUAAGACCCUGUUUGCCGAGGAAAUUGAAGAGAUGGAGGAGAGAAGAGGGAAGAGGGAGCUGAGGGAGCUGAGGCAGCCGAAAGGAAGCAGCUCUGACAUGAACAACGAGCAGAAGUUGAGUGGAGCAGCGGUGGAGGCCGGCCGAGGUGCCAAACGAGAUCAGGAGGCGUCAGCAACACAUGAAGUAGAAGCAAAGAAACAGAAAACAUGAGCUCCGAGAAAAAGACUGAAGCAGAGAGAAUCCUGAGUUAUUUUAUUUAAAUGAACUUUAUGAUUGAUGACUUUUAUUUGUUUUUUGUGGUUUUAUUGAAGAAUCAUUUACAUUUCUGGCGUUGUACAAUGCUAAGCUAUGAAUAUAGCUUAAUAUUUUUUGUUAAUCAUGAGACUGAAUAAAAAAUAAACCACG
Messenger RNA from Limanda limanda (common dab), 2959 nucleotides. RefSeq names its product elaC ribonuclease Z 2 (gene elac2). NCBI's taxonomy places the organism in Eukaryota, Metazoa, Chordata, Actinopteri, Pleuronectiformes, Pleuronectidae. The transcript has 24 exons. Gene Ontology annotation, molecular function: 3'-tRNA processing endoribonuclease activity. Bases 155 to 2764 code for a protein of 869 amino acids. Gene Ontology annotation, biological process: mitochondrial tRNA 3'-end processing. Gene Ontology annotation, cellular component: mitochondrion. The record is from RefSeq and is a predicted model, not a curated record.